Messenger RNA from Periophthalmus magnuspinnatus, 1589 nucleotides. RefSeq names its product sp8 transcription factor a (gene sp8a). NCBI's taxonomy places the organism in Eukaryota, Metazoa, Chordata, Actinopteri, Gobiiformes, Gobiidae. The record is from RefSeq and is a predicted model, not a curated record. The transcript has 2 exons. The coding region runs from base 8 to 1246 and encodes 412 amino acids. Gene Ontology annotation, biological process: regulation of transcription by RNA polymerase II. Gene Ontology annotation, molecular function: RNA polymerase II cis-regulatory region sequence-specific DNA binding; DNA-binding transcription factor activity, RNA polymerase II-specific.
GCGCACGAUGGCAGCGACUGUGCUUGGGGAGGAGCCCCGGCUCGGUAGCACCCCUCUGGCCAUGCUGGCUGCAACCUGCAGCAGAAUCGGGGAACCUAGUCCGUCAUGUUCACCCACUUUGUCCGAUGGAGCCCCCGGAUUGGCCAAGGGGUUUCAGCCGUGGAAACUGAGCGCCCCUGGCAGCAGCAAUUUAGGCACCUGCCUAACCUCAAUUGGUGUCACACAUGGGAUUCACAAAAGUAGCAAUACGGGGCUGGUGAAUAGUUGUAGUGCCUUUUCUACUACCAGCACAACAGUUGGAAAUGAUUACAACGGGUACCACAGCCCCGUGGCUUCUGGGGGCAGUGUUCCAGACGCAUCUCACGCACAGAGGCCCCUGUUUUGGACUAAGUUCCCGCAGGCUGUUGAAAGUCUUGGGAGCGUUUAUCCAAGGGUGCACGCGCAUCCUUAUGAAUCAUGGUUCAAGACUGUGGGAGAGGUGGGUAAUGGGCAUGCUUCCUGGUGGGAGAUGGGCCCUGGUUGGAUGGACGCGCAAAGCCCAACCGGUAUAGGUGCUCCUCAUAACGGCUUCAGCUCCGAGUACAACCCGCUGACUCACCCCACCUUCAACUCCGGCGCUUCUCAGUCGAUUAUUCCCACACAACCUCUGUUUGACGGUCUCAGACCCGGCCCCACAUUUACAGAGUCAGGUUCUACUUCUCUCACUCUGAGCGCGGGCCCUGUGUUGCCGGCACCUGCUGCGCCCCGUUCAUCCUCUCGGCGGUACGCCGGACGUGCCACGUGCGACUGUCCCAACUGCCAGGAAGCAGAGAGCCUGGGACAAGGGGGCACCAGCCCAAGGCGCAGAGGGCUCCACAGCUGCCACAUCCCGGGCUGCGGGAAAGUUUACGGCAAGACGUCCCACCUGAAGGCUCACCUGCGCUGGCACACCGGGGAGCGCCCCUUCGUCUGUAACUGGCUCUUCUGUGGAAAGAGGUUCACGCGCUCAGACGAACUCCAGCGGCACCUCCGCACUCACACGGGCGAGAAGCGCUUCGAGUGCACUGUGUGCCACAAGCGCUUCAUGCGCUCCGACCACCUGAGCAAGCACGCGAAGACGCACAGCGCGGAGGAAGGCGCAGAGCAGGGAUUCGGUAAAAGCACCAGUGACACCGAGAACAGCGCGUGCGGCAGCCCCGGACUAUCUCCUGAACAGCGCGUGCGUGACUUAAAUCAGAGCACAGGGUCUGAGAGCACUGUGGAGUGAGCACUGUGGAGUGAGCUCUGUGGAGUGAGCUCUGUGGAGUGAGCUCUGUGGAGUGAGCACUGUGGAGUGAGCACUGUGGAGUGAGCACUGUGGAGUGAGCUCUGUGGAGUGAGCUCUGUGGAGUGAGCUCUGUGGAGUGAGCUCUGUGGAGUGAGCUCUGUGGAGUGAGCUCUGUGGAGUGAGCUCUGUGGAGUGAGCUCUGUGGAGUGAGCCUGGUUCUGUUCAGGACAGGUGUGUGGUGGAACUGCAGUAAACUGUGAGAGCUUUGAACUCAGGCACUUUAUCAUGAACUUUGUGUCUUUACCUCAACUGUUUCUAAAUAAAACAUAUGCAAAAUCCUAAA